Drosophila ficusphila is the source of this 2566-nucleotide messenger RNA. RefSeq names its product splicing factor 3A subunit 1 (gene Sf3a1). The coding region runs from base 97 to 2457 and encodes 786 amino acids. The transcript has 7 exons. Gene Ontology annotation, molecular function: protein binding; RNA binding. Gene Ontology annotation, biological process: regulation of alternative mRNA splicing, via spliceosome; mRNA cis splicing, via spliceosome. NCBI's taxonomy places the organism in Eukaryota, Metazoa, Arthropoda, Insecta, Diptera, Drosophilidae. Gene Ontology annotation, cellular component: U2-type prespliceosome; catalytic step 2 spliceosome; U2 snRNP. The record is from RefSeq and is a predicted model, not a curated record.
UCUGGUCACACUUUUAACCAUAUUUUCAUCUAAACAAGCGUUUUUCGUAAAAAGUAAUCUUAAUUUUAUCAAUAAGAGAGGGACAUUUAAUCAACCAUGCCAGCUUUAGAUGCGGAAGCCACUGACGAGCAGUUCGGGAAUGACCAGCCCAAGUCGAUGUCGGGUCCCAUUGUCGGGAUUAUCUAUCCGCCGCCGGAAGUCAGAAAUAUCGUUGACAAGACCGCCAGUUUUGUAGCUCGCAAUGGACCGGAGUUCGAGGCCCGAAUUCGGCAAAAUGAGCUGGGCAAUCCGAAGUUCAAUUUUUUGAAUGGCGGAGACCCCUACCACGCCUAUUACAGACACAAAGUCAAUGAGUUCCGUGAGGGCAACGAUGCCGGCAUCACUGCCCUCACGGGUAUGAAGCAGCUGGCGGUGACUAGUGCCGCCCAACAACGCCAGCAGGAACUCCUCAAGCAGGUAGUCGAACAGCAAUUUGUGCCCAAGGAACCCCCGCCAGAGUUCGAGUUCAUUGCAGAUCCACCUUCCAUUUCGGCUUUGGACUUGGACAUUGUGAAGCUUACAGCUCAGUUUGUGGCCCGUAAUGGCCGUCAGUUUCUUACCAACCUGAUGAGUCGGGAGCAGCGCAACUUCCAGUUUGACUUCUUGCGACCCCAGCACUCACUCUUCCAGUAUUUCACCAAACUGCUGGAGCAGUACACCAAGGUUCUGAUACCACCCAAGGAUCUACUGGGUAAGUUGCGCGCCGAGAGUGCUCCGGGCAGGAGCAGCAUGAACCAGGUGCUGGACCACGUGAAGUAUCGAGCCAACUGGCAGCGUCAUCAGGAGGCACAACGUCGUCGCGAGGAGGAGAAGAUCGAGCGAGAGCGUGUGGCCUAUGCCCAGAUCGAUUGGCAUGACUUUGUGGUGGUCGAAACGGUGGACUAUCAGCCAUUCGAAUCGGGCAACUUCCCGCCGCCCACAAACCCCGACGAGGUGGGCGCCCGUGUGCUAAUGGAGGAGCGUUUGAUGGACGAGGAAGGUGACACUGAGAUGCAGAUUGAAUCGGAUGACGAGGGCGACUCACAGGUGACCAGUCACCACGACAGCGGACUGAAGCUUUCGCAGAUGGAGAACCGUGUCGGCAUUCAGAUGAAGAACGUUUCGUCGUAUGGACAGCCGACCGGCGCUAAGAGGGAUAAUACCCAGGUGCAGGAUAUGGACGAGGCUUCCAGCGACGAGGACACUCCCACAACCAAAUUGCAGCCUGCUGUGGCGCCGAUGCUGCCACCCACCCACGACAAGGUGGUGGUCAAGAAGUACGAUCCCAAGGCUACGCAACCGAAGCCGGCGCCAAUGCCAACAGACGAGUAUCUUAUCUCCCCUAUUACGGGUGAAAAGAUUCCGGCCUCCAAGGUUUCGGAGCACAUGCGCAUCGGUCUUUUGGAUCCACGCUGGGUGGAGCAGCGCGACAAGCACACCGUGGAGAAAAUCAACCAGGACAAUGUCUUCGCCGCAGGCACAGCAAUCGAAGCGAGUCUCAAGCAGCUGGCCGAGCGACGUACGGAUAUUUUCGGUGUGGGUGAUGAGGAGACGGUUAUCGGCAAGAAGCUGGGCGAAGAGGAGACCAAGAAGGACGAUCGCGUCACCUGGGAUGGCCACACAUCCAGUGUGGAGGCCGCUACGCGAGCAGCUCGAGCAAAUAUCACGUUGGAGGAACAAAUCCAUCAGAUCCACAAGGUCAAGGGAUUGCUGCCGGACGAGGAGAAGGAAAAGAUCGGACCCAAACCGGUGGGCAGCAAGGCCACGCUGUCCGCUCCGCCGCAGCCAUCGACCAAGUCGCAGCACAGUCACUCCAGUCAGAGCCAGCACCACCAAGGCGGCGGUGGAGGAGGUCAUCAUGGACACCACAAUAUGCACCACCACCAUCCGCCGCAUCAGCCGGCGCCGCCGCACCAGCAGCACCACCAUCAUCCGCCCCAGCAACCUCAGCCGGUGAUGCAGCUGAUGCAACUUCGUCCUCAAAUGAUGCAACCACCAUUCGGAGCUGGUGGUGGAGGCUACAUGAACAUGCAGCCCGGUGGAGCUCCUCCGAUUGCUCCUGCUCCGCCGGUUGAUUUAAUGCCUUUGGAAGAUGAGCCGCCUUCCAAGAAAAUGCGUUCCGAGGAUAACCUUAUUCCGGAGGCCGAGUUCAUUGCCUCUCAUAAGAGCCCUGUAACCAUUCAGGUUCUGGUGCCCAACUCCGACAAAUCCGAGUGGAAGCUUAAUGGCCAGAUGAUAGCCGUGACCAUGGCACUUUCUGAACCGAUAACCAAUCUCAAGACGAAGCUACAGGACGAAACUGGUAUGCCACCGGCCAAGCAGAAGAUCUUCUAUGAGGGAAUGUUCUUCAAAGACAGCAAUACUAUGGCCUUCUACAAUCUUGUAAACGGAACCACAGUGCAUUUACAGGUCAAGGAGCGUGGUGGUCGCAAGAAGUAAAAGGAUCAAAGAGUAAAGUCACAACAGACACAAUUAGGAAUGCUCCAUAUGUAGAAAUUUAUUUGUAUAUGGUUUCGCAUAAAUUUGUAAUAAAUUGUCAAUCACAGAA